Molecule: messenger RNA, 2493 nt
Organism: Octodon degus (degu)
Lineage: Eukaryota; Metazoa; Chordata; Mammalia; Rodentia; Octodontidae
Gene: Znf496
Product: zinc finger protein 496
Exons: 9
Coding region: 548-2200 (550 amino acids)
Biological process (GO): regulation of DNA-templated transcription
Source: RefSeq, a predicted model, not a curated record
GAGGUGAGCCUGGGCAACUUAGUGACUUAGUGAGAGCUCUUGAAAAUAAAUGUUCAGUCUAGGUUUACAGCUCAGUGCGAAGACCCUGGGUUCAGCCCCGGCACUGCAGGAGUAAGUAAAGGUAUGAUCGGGAUCUUCACGGUGGUUUGGCAGAUUUGGGCAGGAUGCCUCUGGAGCAUGGGUCUUUCCGGGCAGUGUGGUAGGUUUCUGCCUGGGGACCUGGGUGCAGCUGUCUUAGGGACAGCCCCAGCCUCUCCUGCACCUCCCCACGGAGUCUGCCCCAGCAGGCGUGAUGUGUGGCUGUUCCAUGCUCUUGUCCUUGCUCCUCCAGCUGAUCUUGUAAAAGGUGCAGAGCCAGGAGAGCCAGGACAGGGACGUCCACUUGGAAGCCACAGGACAGUGGCCUGCUCUGCGCAUCUGCCCACCUCGGGUCUCCCAGGGCCCUGGCCCCCAAAGAAGCACCUGCAGGAGCGCACAGCGUUGAAGCCAGCGAUUUCUGUUUGGAAAUAGGGUCGUCUCCUGCCGCUGACCCCCAUCAAACCCCAUCAUGCCCACAGCCCUGUGCCCCCUGGUGCUGGCCCCCCAGGAGAGUGAGGAGCCCCGGAAGAUGAGGAGCCCCCCUGGAGAGAAGGCUGGCCUGCCGGGAGAGCCCCCCAGCCCGGAGUCCUCACGCCGCCUGUUCCGCCGCUUCCGCUACCAGGAGGCAGCAGGGCCCCGCGAGGCGCUGCGCAGGCUGUGGGACCUAUGCCGCGGGUGGCUACGACUAGAGUGCCACAGCAAGGAGCAGAUCCUGGAGCUGCUGGUGCUGGAGCAGUUUCUGGCCAUCCUGCCACGCGAGGUGCAGGCCUGGGUGCGCGCCCAGGAGCCCGAGAGUGGCGAGCAGGCCGUGGCUGCCGUGGAAGCGCUGGAGCGGGAGCCUGGGAGGCCAUGGCAGUGGCGCAAGCACUGUGAGGACCCUGUGGUGAUUGACGAUGGGGAUGGCCCUCCUGACGUGGGCCAGGAGCAGGACCGCCUGCCCGUGGAUGUCCUCAGCGACCCUGUGAAGAGCCAGGAUGCCCAGCCUGUGGCCCUGGCACCAGGCCUGGGCCUCCUCAGCCCAUCUCCCAACCAGCUCUGUGAGGGCCCAGCUCUGGAGGAUGCGUGCCUUCUGCAAGAGGACAAUUUGGGGGACGCGCAGCAGGUGGUCACCUUCCCACUGCCCUUGGCAGAGGGACAGUUUCCACAGGAUCGAGGUGGACACCCAGCCAGGCCUCUGGCUCCCAGCUGGCGCCAGCAGCACAGGAAGCAUGGAGUCCCCUCACUCCGGCAGCCACACAAGACCCGUGCAUCCCCGUUUAAGGACAUGAUCUUGUGCUUCUCUGAAGAAGACUGGUCCCUCCUCGACCCCGCACAGACUGGAUUCUAUGGGGAGUUCAUUAUCGGCGAGGACUGCGGGGUCUCGGUUCCCCCUGACAACCCCGAGGCCCAGCCAGACCUCUCUCCCAGGGAAGACAGUGAGCCUCGGGUCCCAGAGCUGCCCGAGCUGCCAGGCAAGGAAGUGCUUCAGGACCCCUCUGUGGACUUCCCUGGUCCACAGCCGUUCCCAGUGGAGGAGAGGAAAAGGUGGGAGGAGCUGCAGGUGCCUGAGUCCCAGGCCUGCCCAGUGCCCACUCUCGCUCAGAGCACCUGCCCAGCUGCACCCGGCCCCACACCCCUGGAAGAUGGCCUGGAGGAGGAGGUGACCAUCGAGAUCGUGCUGUCGGGCUCUGGCGACGAGGAGGAACGCAGCACAAGCACGCGCGGGGCCCAGGCUAAGGCUUAUGUAUGCCCUCGCUGCGGCAAGGCCUUCCGCUGGCGGGUCAACUUUGUGCGGCACCUACGCAGCGGAGACGGCGACAGUGUGGCUGGGCACCGCGGGACACACGAGGCUCCCCGGCCGCAUCGCUGUGGGGCCUGUGGGCGCAGCUUCCGGCUGGCAGCACACCUGCUAGCACACCGCCGUGCACACCUGCGGCCAGGGGACAGGGAUGCCAAGGACCCCGGGGAUGCCAAGGACAAUGGGGACGGGGACAGGCCGGCCGCACGCCGCCGCGACCUCCCUCAGGACCGCGCACUGCGCUGCCGCUACUGUGCCAAGAGCUUCGGGCAGAACUGCGGGCUUUUGCGCCACGAGCGCCUGCACAUGAAGCGCCGCUCCAAGCAGGCGCUCAACUCCUACUGAGCGGCUAGGCCGCCCCGCCAGGUCAGGUGGGACCAGCGUUUCAGGCGCAGGGACACCACCUUCCCCACCCGCGGCCCAACACCUCACAGCCCAUCCCUGGUGCCCCAGGCCCCUGAGGGGACAGUGGCCUCAUGGCCCCAGGUUAUCAGCUGGCCCUCUGUUUGCACCACAACUUUGAGGGCCACGGUAGGACAGGCCUUCAGGUCCUGCCCCUGACAGUCCAGGGUCUGCGGCUAGCAGCAGGCCAGCACCACGACUGCUCCUAGGUGCGAUAAUAGACAGCUCAGUUAUGA